AUGCGGCUUCUGCUAAUCGCAAGCGCGGUCGGACUGUCUCAGCAGCUCGGCGCCGUGCCUGCGAGCACGGCACGCGUCCAGAGGAGCAGGAGCGCGGCGCCACGCGCUGUCGAGGCUCACCGCGGUGCGCUCCGCUCGCGUCUCGUUGGCAUCGGCUCGGCUGCGCCGGACACCGUCGUGACCAACGAGCAGCUCUCGUCUGUGGUCGAGACUUCGGACGACUGGAUCUCCCAGCGGACGGGCAUCCGGCAGCGCCACCUGCUCGCGCCCGGCGAGGGCCUCUCCACGCUCGCGGCGCGGGCGGCGCAAAAAGCGCUCGAGAGCAGCGGCGUGGACGCGGCCUCGGUGGAGCUGGUGGUGCUGGCGACCUCGAGCCCGGACGACCUGUUUGGCGACGCCGCGCACGUCGCGCGCGAGGUUGGCGCCACCGGCGCC
Molecule: messenger RNA, 435 nt
Organism: Emiliania huxleyi CCMP1516
Lineage: Eukaryota; Haptophyta; Isochrysidales; Noelaerhabdaceae
Exons: 3
Molecular function (GO): acyltransferase activity
Source: RefSeq, a predicted model, not a curated record